AAUUUAAUACCUCCGGGACAUGACAGAACCUCCACUAGCUGAUAGGGCACUUUGCCUUUUCGCAUGCGAUGCACCAAUGUCUGGAUAUUUCUGAAACCAUAGACCGCAGCAAAAAGAAGCAGCGUCUCUCCAUCUCGCUCCAGCACCACCUCCUGGAAAUCCCGGUUCCUAGCACAAACAAAAGGAAACCACAGAGCUUUUGUGCAGCUGUUGAGAUGUCCAGAUGAAAUUUGACAGCAAAAAACGGCAAGGACUGAGGACACACAGACACUACCAGCACUUUGUGCUUUGAGUGAAUCAGGUGGAUCACGGAUUUCUUUAACAACCUAACAAGAUGGUGUACAUGGUGGUCGAGGAGCACACUUCUGAUCUUCUUCAUCUUAAGAGAUCACCUGGGAUUCGAUCCUGGUCAUUACUAGUUGGAAUUGCUUCAGUUGGACUUGCAGCAGCAUAUUACAGUUCAGACAGUGUGUUAUGGAAGCUGUUUUACAUAACAGGCUGCCUUUUCGUUGCCCUUCAAAAUAUGGAGGAGUGGGAGGAAGCAGUCUUUGAUAAAACCAAGGGUGUCAUAAAGAUACAAGCUUUCAGUCUGUAUGCAACGAUACUCACAAUGCAAAAAAAAGGACACGAUAAAGUGGUAUUGGACUUAAAGCACCUACGGGACAUAAGUGUUCAUGAGGAGAAGGUGCGCUACCUGGGAAAAGGUUUCGUCAUAGUGCUGCGCAUGGCCACUGGAUUUUCACAUCCUCUCACUCUGAACGCUACUCUUGGGGGACGCAGUGAUGUAGAAGAACUUGCUGCCCUUCUGAAGCGCUUUUUGGAACUUGACACUUUACAUCAACAUCAGGAAAAUGAAGAUGAGGAUUGUGAUGAAGAUGAGGAGGACUUUGAGCAGUUAGGGGUGGAGAGAGAUGAUGAAAGCAGCGAUUUAAGUGAGGGACAUGAACUGCCAACACAGUGAUCACUGAUCCUUUGAAUGCGGUGACACUAAACGAACCAAACCCUCAGACUGACGGAUGACCUGUAAAUAUUUCCAUUUAUAUGAGCAUAAAUUCUGUGCUGUAGAAUUAUGUGAUGUGCUGUUUUGAUCUACCUCAGAAUGUCAAAGAUGCCUUAUCCACAAUAUACAAUGACAUUCAUAAAUCGGUAAUGAGGAUUUCACACACUAUGUACAAUUCAUAAAGCACAUUUUAUACAUUUUAACAUUUCAACUGCAGAUCCAGUGAUAGACACAUGUCCUUCUUGGCACUGCUUGGCACUAUAAUACAGUCUGUGUGGUAUAAUAGCAAAUAUGCAGGGGCUUAAUCUCUAGGAGCUUUUAAAUUACUUGAAUAUGUUAUUAUUAUUUACUCCAAAUACUGACACCAAGCCUGUGUGGCUAUAUUCUCACUAUAGUGGCAUUUCAAUCAAAUUAUUUUAAAGUAGUAAGGGUUCAGAUUUAAUAUGGAUGACAAAUGAAAAAGAAUGGCUAACACCAAGUGUUUUAAUGUCAUUUGGAGUAGAUUCUAGUCCAUCCAUUCAUCUAUCUGAGACUUUAACAGUAUUUGUAACUGAAGCUCCUACCAUUUACAGAACCCUUUAUAGUGUUGGGAAUAAUGUUGAUAUGCCCCUUUGCUCCACAACAAAAAUUUUCAAAUCAGACACGAUUAAAGUACACAUUCCACCCAGGUGGUACAGCAGGAUAAUUCGCUAGCACACCAGCACCGAGAUUCUGAGCUCCCAGCUUCGAAUCUCGGCUCUCCUACCGGUCGGAAGGGCGCCAUCUAGCAGGCACAAAGGAUAAUGGCUAAAGGCUAAUCCAGUCUGUGGGAAAGACUGGACCAAAGGGGUGGGGUUAUGAGGGAUAUUAAUGCUGUGUAGGGACUUUAGUUGCUCAGGGCGCCUGUACAGAAAGUGCGGAGUGCAGAGAUCAAGGCGUGGUUUUCCAUGCAUGAAGCCGACCUCAUGUGCAAAUCCACUGAAGUAUGGGUGAAUAAGAAGGGAUAGGCAGACUACGCACACAUCGGAGGGAGUGUGUGUCAGGCGAAUAUACCCUCUUCUUGGAUGCCAAAAUGCAUUAAAAAAUACUCCCAAAAAGUACACAUUCCACACUUUAAGGGUAUUUGCAUACAUUUCAGUUUCACAAUGUUAAAAUGUCAACACUUUUUACACAGUUCCCCUCAUUUCAGGGCACCAUAAUGUUUGGGACAUUUGGCUUCACAUCUGUGUUCCAGUGCUUCAUUAGCACAGCCAUAAGACACCCAUCUUGCUUGUAAGCCUUCAAAUAUCUAUCACCUGGAGUCUGUAGUUGCCAGUGUUCAACAUGAGGGCAAAAGCUGUGCCAAUGAAAGUCAAAGAAUAAAGGAAGACCUCCACUGUUGAUGCCAGAAAAUCCCCAACUGUCUGUCUGACAGAUCAGAAACAGCCUUCAGAAGGCAGGUGUGUAUUUUUCAGAGACUAACAGCUGCAGAAGGCUUCAUAAACAGAAAUACUGGGGCUUGGGGCACUCAGGUGGCGCAGCGGGAUAAUCCGCUAACACACUAGCUUCAUAAUUCUGUGCUCCCGGGUUAGAAUCUUGGCUCUGCUAAUGCCUGCAGCAGACAAAAUUGGCUUUCUGGCUCUCCGUACGCAUGCAAAUCCACCAAGGUAUGGGUGACCCUAGGAGGGAGUGUGUGUCAGGCGAAUAUACACCCUCGUUGGAUGCCGGUGGGGUCCCCAGCAGUGAAUCAGCACCGCUAAAUUGGGAGAAAAAUGGGGUAAAAUGCAUAAAAAUACUUAAACAACAAAAAAAAGAAAUAUAGGGGCUACAUUGCAAGAUGCAAACCACUGGUUAGAUUACAGUUUAUUACAGUUAAGAGUGCUUAAAAAAGUUAACUAGAAACUAGAAUUGUGCUACAUGGAUGUGUCUUUAUAAUGUAAAACUUAUCCUACCAAGUAGGUUAUGUAAAUUGUUAUUAGUUUGCCAGCAAUCCAAAGCCUCUUCCUGCUUUGGUAAGUCUGCCAUCUACCAAAUGUGUAUAUAUGCAAAUUGUAUGUAAAUCUACAUGUAAAUCUUUUGUUUUCAUUUGACUGCUGACAGUGGUAUAGUUUAGUCUAAAGCAGCGGGUAGUGCCAUCAAAGUAAUGAUUUAGACUUGUGACCAUAUUGAUAGAGAUUCUCCAAUAAGAUUCUCCAAUAUCAAAUAUCAAAAACUAAAUUUAGCAUUAGAAAUCACCACAUACAAACAGCUCAGUAAAAUAUAGUAUAAUCUAUAUGUGCUUUGGACCACAACCUACACCCUGAUAUAUUUAAACAUUUUAUUUUGAAUUUACUUAUGACAAAGAAGAUGAGGAGAAUAUAUGAUUGGCUCAGAUAAUGUUCACACUAUUAAAAAUGAUUGAUCAUGGUUUGAGGUAGUGUUUACAACAUUACACCAGUCUUUUCCACCAAAUUGUAUAUCUGUAUGUUGAUAUCUAAUGUCCGUAUUAUGCUACCAGUGUACAUAGAUGCCCACACUACACCACUAGCGUAAACAAAUGUCUGUACACCAUCUGCAUAAUUCAUUGGGUGAAAGGCAGGAAACACUCCGGACAGGUCGCCAGUCCAUCACACACUUACAGCAUUUAGCAGACGUUUUUUAUCCAAAGCCACUUACAGUACUGUGAAAGUAUAUUGUCUAAGCAACUGAGGGUUAAGUGCCUUGUUCAAGGGCCCAACAGUGCAACCUGGCAGUCGUGGGGCUUAAACCAGUGACUUUUUGAUUGCUAGUCCAGUGCCUUAACCACUAGGCUACAACUGCCCCACUGAUAAAGUGGCUAUCACAAUGCGAGAGAAAAAUGUUAAUUUACACUAGAAGUAUUAAUACAUAAUCAAUUAGUACUCGAAAAUGUAGAUAUGCUUAGGGCAUUUUUGCCAUUUUUUUUCAAGAAAACCGCUACAAUAGAAUGUUACUGAAUGUGUACUUGGUGUACAUGAUAAGAAGUGCGUCAAUUGCAUUGUAUGACAUCCAAAACCCAGUUCUAGCUGAUUUAGACCAGUUCCUAUGUUAACUGUGAUGUCUUCUACUGUUCUACAAGGUCACCAACAACAGUAUAAAAAUAUGUCUAAUUUAUCAGUUGUUAUCGCAUAUGCAGACCUCUGUGUGAGACUCUGUCUGCGUGACCCUCUGCAGACAAGAUUAAAACUUUUUUCUACUCACAA
Molecule: messenger RNA, 4158 nt
Organism: Trichomycterus rosablanca
Lineage: Eukaryota; Metazoa; Chordata; Actinopteri; Siluriformes; Trichomycteridae
Product: cytochrome b-245 chaperone 1 homolog
Exons: 9
Coding region: 335-961 (208 amino acids)
Source: RefSeq, a predicted model, not a curated record